AAGAAAAACUGUGUGGACCUAUGUGAUUCGGCUCCGUUGUGUCAGUUUACUCAUUAUCUGGAGUAAAAAUUCGGAUUUCUGUUUGCGUUAGUCGCUGAUAUUUUGGACACGUUGUCGGAGAACAUGACAGAGUCAUUUAUUGCGCGGCGACGUUUCUGAGAGAUUCGUGUGUUAAAAUGACCGUUGUGUUACUCAACCUCGUAAUGUUGAGAUUCGUUUCGUAUUUGGACAGAACCGGUGGUGUAUUGCAAGCCUGACUCAGCUGACCUGUCCAAAAUCAUGGUGGAGAUUUCUGUUAAGAGUGGAGAGGCCUGGGUAUGUGAAACUGCCAGUCAACUGUCCGACAUCCUUGUUUUGGUUCAACUCAAAAAUGAAGGAGAAGAACUGCCGGACUCAGACAUAUCACAUGGCCCAGUUAUGUUGGAGCAGCGGAAGGAAGGGUCACCGUGUGUCCUGACCUUGCGCAGUAGCACUGACUCACCAGCCAUCAUCGGUCGGCUGAUGUUGGUCAGCGAAGCUCGUACAUUAGAAGUCUAUGAUCAACAUGGGGAGUACUGUGGGACGGUGAGGGGGGAAGCAGACACGCAAGUACAUGUGAAAAGGUGUGAAGUACAGACCUCUAGGUCUGAUCGUGGACCAUUCUACAGAAAACAGUUGAUUAUUCCAAGUCCAGUAUCAUCAUGUGACAUCAAACUGCUCUCUUUGGGGGGGCGCAGCAGUGUGCUUGUCCAUCAAAUGACCGUGGGUCUUCUCCCUCCACCCUCAAACCCCCUGGAUCGUCCACCCGGUAUUGACCUGGAGCAGGUCCAAACUAUGGUAGAAGAGAUGGGAGCUAGUCUAUCACCUGGAGCCCAGAACCUUCUGGACAUGAUCCACUUCCAGCAGCAGAACCAGACAUCAACCCUUGGCGGAUUUCUUCCUCUUAUGAUGAGAGGAGGGGUCUUAUCGGCUUUGACACGAGGAGGUGGCUUACCUGCUGACACAAACGUGGAACAAUCUGUUCAAAAUCUGAGAGACCUGGCCACCCUGACACACCACCUUCCUCCGUCUCAGAAUGGAGUGACAUCACCAGCCUCUGACUCUGUCUCUCCACCUGAGGAGCCUCACUCUGACAUCUCAGCAGCUAGCAGUGGAAGCCCCAGCCAGUGGUCAGAGAUAAUGUCACAUUUUGUGAGAGGGUCAGAGGGGGCGGAGCUUCUACAGAGCAUCUGUGGUCAUGUGACGCAACUGCGACUGGGCGAAGCCCAGAACAGUGUCAGGACGGACGGCUCAUGGUCUGAUGUGGUGAUGGAGCGCCGCCUGGAAGAGAUGGAGAAGAGGCUGCGGGACCACAUGGACCGACGUCUGGAUGCUAUAGAGCACAAACUGGAAGUGGCGGUGAAGAAUCUACUGCACAACCAAACUGGUCCAAUGUCAGCAGCUGGAGAAGGAGCCGACAGAACGUCUGAUCAAAAGGCAGAGAUACCAACCUGAUACGGACCCGGAGGCUAUGCGUGUUUCAUCUUGCCUGUGGAAACUAACACCAAUCCAGCUUUGGGAGCUGAUACGGUUAGUUGUUUGGAUCAUGGUUUAUUGAUCCAGAGCUAAAUAGACUUGGCUGAAUAACCUUGUUGUAAGGCUCAGUUGCUGCUUACAGUUCUGGACUGGACCUCUUAUUGUUUUCCUCCAGAAGGUGAUUUAAACAUGUCCUGAAUUGACCCACAUUAACUCGGUUGUUACUGUGCUGUUACAUCUCAUCUAUCACCAGUUCUGGUAUGGUCCAGUUUUCUGGAAAUGUUUGCAAUGAGAUUGUAAAACACAUUUUAACAAGCUAAAGACUAUUUAUCACAAGCUGUCUGUGUUUAGUUUCAUUUUAAUCAUAGAACAUUGUGGAGCUGCCCGACCAGUCAGCAGGAAAGAGUUAGGACUAAUCAGAACCUGAUGUUCAGGUCCGCUUCACUACAGAGGAAUUGCUGAGUCAGCAGAGGAGGAGCCACCACCACAAGCUGCCCGUGGACUUACGAGACUGUAUUAACAAAAAUCCCAAACAAAAAACCCAUUGUAUUAAUAAACUUGAGAAGAAAAUAUGAACACUGAAAUCUAGAGAAAUAAAAAAAGUCAUUAAAAAAAAACAUUCUUUUGAAACUGGAUAAAAUCCCCCUCAUUUUCCAAAUUGAAAAUGGAUUUAAUUUCUAUUUUAAAGUGAAAGCCAGAACAAACAGCAGGAUCUGUCGGUGUGAGCGACACAUAUGUGACGCAAAGUCAUGAGUUGUAGUGCACAUAUCUUUACAAAAAAGUGUUGAAGGCAAGAUUAACAGACUACCCGCGUAAAAACUGAAUCUACAAACUGGUACCGAGCCACAAAUGUGUAUGUGUGUUUAGUCAAGUUCCCUGAUGUCCACACAAAUGUUUAAACAGUUCAUGAUUUGCUAACCAAGAGGUCAAGGGUCGAUUUCCUCAGGUGUGAUGGUCAGGAUCACAUCCUCGUUUCCUCGUCUCACCACCGUCUGUAGCGGCUCUCCUGCUCUGAUGGCAGUGCUUACGUCGUUGGCUGAGGUAAUUCUCUCGCCGUUGAUGCUGAUGAUGACAUCGCUCUCGCGCAGGCCAGCACUGAAGCAGAGACAGUUGUUUGAAUUUACAGACAAACAGCAAGCAAGAAUCAUUGGCGGUUAUAUGAUCCAAGACGUUGACUCACACUUCAGCUGGAGUGUGACUGAUGACCUCUAUCACGUACGCUCCUGAGGUGACAUCGGGAAAAUCUGACUGACGUUCCUUCAGCUCCUUUGCCAGCCUGCAAACGCAUCAUCAGCUGAUGACUUUAUUUGUGCUCCUUCAUAUAUAUAUAUAUAAAUAAGAGAACUUACGAGGGAGUCAGACUCAUCAUCCUCACGCCGAUGUAUUUCCUUUUCAUCGAAGUCUCACCUGUGACGUGAAGAAACACUGGUCAUGUCAUGAGACUGAAAAUAUUUGCACAUAUAUUAUUGAUCUAAUGACAAGCACGGCAGCAUUCGGUAGCGCCAGUGUCAAACUGCAUGGAAGAGAAUGCAUAACAUUCUCAUUCUUAGAAGAGGAGCAAAGUCUUCAACAGUCCAAUUGUGUAUAACAAUGGGUUAUUUAUUGGAUGAUGUUUUGCUCUCAAGAAAGCACUGCUCUCACUGCUAUGGGUUUUAGUCUUGAAAGAAGAAAA
Messenger RNA from Synchiropus splendidus (mandarinfish), 3166 nucleotides. RefSeq names its product chromosome 1 C10orf88 homolog (gene c1h10orf88). The record is from RefSeq and is a predicted model, not a curated record. Bases 280 to 1473 code for a protein of 397 amino acids. Lineage: Eukaryota; Metazoa; Chordata; Actinopteri; Syngnathiformes; Callionymidae. The transcript has 9 exons.